ACUGUGUGUGGGGAGAGGGGAGAGAGUGGAGAGAUGGGAGAGGAGAGGAGGGAAGGGGAGAGAAAAGAGAGAGGGGAGACGGAGAGAUGGGAGAGAGAUGGAAAGAGGAGAGGAGAGGGGUGGUCAGUCACAUUGGGCAGUAAUCUGUACUUUGUUCUGCUCUGGGGGAAGUGUUUACUGGUUCCACGAAUGCCUGGAUGUCUCAGAAGCCCAAAGGCGCAAUCUCCUAAAUGGGACCUAUUAUCCUUCUACACAGGGACUGAUGGUGUGGGUUAGACACAGAGAGAGAGAGAGAUUUACACUGCUGUAAAAGCCAAAGCGCUCUCUACAUAAACAAUUCUCCUUUACCUUCUCAGCCCUCUGGUUUGGCUAUGUUCUCUCUCUCCCUCUACUCCCUCUCUCUCUCUUUCCCCUCACAAUUUUCUUUCUCUAUUUUCUCUCUCUCUUGCUCUUUCUAUCCUCUUUCUCUCUCCUCUCUCCUCUCUUCUCUCUCCUCUCUCCUCUCUCCUCUCUGUCUCUCUCUCUCUCUCAGUCUCUGUCUCUGUCUCUGUCUCUGUCUCUGUCUCUGUCUCUGUCUCUGUCUCUGUCUCUGUCUCUGUCUCUGUCUCUGUCUCUGUCUCUCUCUCUCUCUCUCUCUCUCUCUCUCUCUCUCUCUCUCUCUCUCUCUCUCUCAUUCUCUCUCUCUCCCCUCUCUAUGUGUGUCUCUCUCUCUACCCUCCUUCCCCCUCUGUCUCCAACACAGUGACAUUACGCUGAUUCAGUAAAGGAGCACGAGAGAGCGACAUUUGGCAGCACAAACGUGUGACAGGAAGCGAGCUGCUCAAAUGCUAUUAGCAUCCCAUAUUAGCAUUUUACGUUAGCAUCCUCUUUAUGAAUGCAGCCCCAAAAGGCUGAAGGGACAUUCUGCUGUUUGCGUGUCAGCCAUUGAUAGGCCUGUAGUUGAUGGAUGGGAGUCUUCCAGCUGACAUUUCAGUCCACAGGGACCAGGGCAUGUGGACUCCACAUGUUUGUGUGACAUGUUACUGUGUUAGGAUGGUUGAGUGAGUCUGAAUAUGCAUGUAUGGGUGUGGAGUCUGAAUAUGCAUGUGUGGGUGUGGAGUCUGAGUGUGUAAUGUGUAUUAUUCAAAAUAUGUAAAUAAUUUUACCUGCCUCCCUUUUCCCUUUCCCUCUGACCUCUCACACCAACACAAACCUCUGACCUCUCACACCAACACAAACCUCUGACCUCUCACACCCACACCCAUACCCACACCAACACAAAUCUCUGACCUCCCACACCAACACAAACCUCUGACCUCUCACACCCACACCAACACAAACCUCUGACCUCCCACACCAACACAAACCUCUGACCUCCAACACCAACACAAACCUCUGACCUCCCACACCAACACAAACCUCUGACCUCCCACACCCACACCAACACAAACCUCUGACCUCCCACACCCACACCAACACAAACCUCUGACCUCCCACACCAACACAAACCUCUGACCUCUCACACCCACACCAACACAAACCUCUGACCUCCCACACCCAUACCAACACAAACCUCUGACCUCCCACACCAACACAAACAUCUGACCUCUCACACCCACACCAACACAAACCUCUGAUCUCUCACACCCACACCAACACAAACCCAUCACACGCACAUUCUGACCAUAUCCCACAUUUUCCUUCUCAUUUAGGUUUUCCACAUAAAAGCAAACUGCACAGAUGGUUAGUUCUGAGAGCCCUGUCUACACCUGUUUAUAUUUAGAACCUCAGUAGAGCACUUGAGGCAGAGAAAAACUAAGUGUGUUUUGUUUGUUUGGCAUGCCAAUGACUCCCUACACACUCCUUCGCCGUCUCGCUUCAACAGCCAACUACACUGAACAAAAAUAUAAACACAACAUGUAAAGUGUUGGUGCCAUGUUUCAUGAGCUGAAAUAAAAGAUCCCAGAAAUGUUCCAUAAGCACAAAAAGCUUAUUUAUCUGAAGUUUUGUGCACAAAUGUGUUUACAUCCCUGUUAGUGAGCAUUUCUGCUUUGCCAAGAUAAUCCAUCUACCUGACAGGUGCAGCAUAUCAAGAAGCUGAUUAAACAGCAUGAUCAUUACACAGGUGCACCUUGUGCUAGGGACAAUAAAAGGCCACUCUAAAAUGUGCAGUUUUUCCCACAACACAAUGCCACAGAUGUCUAAAGUUUUGAGGGCGUGUGCAAUUGACAUGUUGACUGCAGGAAUGUCCACCAGAGCUGUUGCCAGAGAAUUCAAUGUACAUUUCUCUACCAUAAGCCACCUCCAACGUUGUUUUAGAGAAUUUGUCUGUACGUCCAACCGGCCUCACAACCGCAGACCAAGUGUAUGGCGUUGUGUGGUCGAGCGGUUUGCUGAUGUCAACAUUGUGAACAGAGUACCUCAUGGUGGUGUUGGGGUUAUGGUAUGGGCAGGCAUAAGCUACGGACAAUGAACACAAUUGCAUUUUAUCGAUGGCAAUUAGAAUGCACAGAGCUACCAUGACGAGAUCCUGAGGCCCAUUGUCCUGCCAUUCAUCCGCCGCCAUCACCUCAUGUUUCAGCAUGAUAAUGCACAGCCCCAUGUCGCAAGGAUCUGUACACAAUUCCUGGAUGUUGAAAAUGUCCCAGUUCUUUCAUGGCCUGCAUACUCACCAGACAUGUCACCCAUUGAGCAUGUUUGGGAUGCUAUGGAUCGGAGUGUAUGACAGCAUGUUCCAGCUCCCGCUAAGAUCCAGUGACUUCACACAGCCGUUGAAGAGGAGUGGGACAACAUUCCACAGGCCACAGUCAACAGCCUGAUCAACUCUUUGUGAAGGAGAUGUGUCAUGCUGCAUGAAGCAAAUGGUGGUCACAUCAGAUACUGACCAACAGAUGCAUAUCUGUAUUCACAGUCAUGUGGAAUCCAUAGAUUAGGACCUAAUGAAUUCAUUUCAAUUGACUGAUUUCCUUAUAUGAACUGCAACUCAGUAAAAUCUUUGAAAUUGUUGCAUGUUGCGUUUAUAUUUUUGUUCAGUAUAAAUUCUGCAGGAUUUGGGCAGAAUUAGUGAAGGCAUUAUCUGGCUCACAGGGUGCUGUGGUUACUCUCUGCUGCUUAUGUAAUACAGGAUGAACUAUAACCCCUCCAUCUCUCUCCUUGGUUGUGUUGUUGGCCAUUUGAUUGUGUUUGCUGGUGGGAUGCGUCUGAAAUGGCACAUACCCUAUGUAGGGUACUACUUUUGACCACAGCACGGUACUCUACAUAGGGAAUAGGGUGCACUUUUGGACACAGACUCUGUAUCGGAAAUGUUGAUUGGUCAGGUUUGGUGGCUGUUAUUGUGAGUGUCUAAUGGACUUUCAAUAUCAGAAGAGCCGUGUGCAGGAAUAUGAUACCUUCGUCCUUGAAAAGUACAGACUCUUUCAUUUUUUCCUCUCUCUCGCCAAACCUUUGACAACUUCCUUUUUUAUCUCCUUCCCAGCUGGAGAAAAUUGCAUUUUCCAACUGCCCACUUAGAUCAAAAUGCGGUCUGAAACCCUCUAGAUCUGAUGGAAGCCAAAUGAACGGUGUCCAUAUUAUGAUAGCCUCAGUCUCAGCAGGACUGAGCAGGACGGAGACUGAGGCUAUCCUAAUAUGUACACCAUAAAAUUGGCUACCGUCAGAACUGCUUCCCAGCUCCAUAACGCCAUCGACUGAUUAUCCAGUUACUGUUAGGUGUCCUAAUAUGGACAUGGUACACAUGGUAGUCGGUAACAGCAUAAUGCUGAUGUAGUGUUUCUUUUCAUAUCUCUAAUGGUUCUAUACAUCAUGUCUAAACGAUGUAUCUGCCUAGAUCAUUAGCAGCCAUGUUGCACACUGUCCCUAAUGAAACCAUUACCAACCAUGGAAAACAUGCUGUUACCAUCACCAUUACUAGGAUGUAUAGUUUAGGUUUAGUUUAGGCCAUAAUCAUAAAUAGGCUAGUCCUAUCUGUACAGUUCACAUCAAUUGUUAAUAACAUUCUGAUUUGUUGGGGUUGGGUAGCUAGGUGGUUUGUGCAAUUAUUGUUUUAUGGUCGACUACAUUCUGAUUGGUAGGAAGAUGGAUGCGCUCACUCUGCAUCAUUUGGUGUGUGCAGUCAUCUCUGAACAUAAUAAACGUACGGUACCUCCUUGCCAUUGCUUCUUCAUUCCUGUGCAUGUAGUGAUAUUAGCUUUUAAAAUCCAUCGGCAUGCCUCUACUAUAUGUGUAAGUCUCUGUGUGGUUGGUAAGGUGUGCCAGAUAUGUUUGAGAGAGCGGUGUGUGGUGCUCAGGUCCACGUCAGUGUUUCUACACCUCAUGAUGUUACACAACCAUAGCAGAGCAGGGCAGCUCCCCCCUGGGGGCACACAGGGUUACUAAUGAGCCCAUACUGGAGAACACAAACAAGGAAUCACACACACACACAGCUCUAAUGUUGUCCACCUGCCGGCUCUCUCGAACCGUCUGGUUUCAUAGCGCCUCAGAACGGGACUUGACUGGAAGUCUACGGCAGGAGCGGACGCAACAACCGCUGGUUUUAAUUGGCUGAUCUCUCAGUCCAUCACCAUCUAGCAUAACCCUUAGAACGUUCCUCCGACGUUGCAGACUUCAAAGCGCGAGCAGCGCAAGUGAUUUAAGGAAGUGAGUUCAGAAAAUCUGAACGUAUGAAUCUUAGAAAUAGCUUUGACACAAACACUUUAUAUGCCCGAACUCAGAAGCAAUUGGGCUUCCCAAAACGAAUAUGGCCAUUGUGAUAGAACAUUUAUUUUGAUUGGCGAUUUUCGCCAUAUUUCAAAGUCCCAUCUAAUACAGCUGUAGCAGGCUCGCUCCCUCUCCUGCCUCGAUUUUAACCACACCCCUUUCAAGUCCCACUUUGUUGCACAGUGUUACCAGGUUCUAUGCGCCUGCAAUUCUUUUCUGGGGAUGAGGUUAACACAGCUCUAACCAAUUAACAAUGACUGUUCAUGCACCGACAGUACAGUCCCACACUUGCACAUUUACAGUACAGGUGUACAUUGACUGAUAAACCCUUACACACACUGACACCCAAAAAAGCAGUCACACACCCUCACACAGUUGUAUUUACACAAUCACAUUCACUAAUUCACUUUCAUCCGAUGAGAAGGCCAAGGCAGAGGAGCUGAAGAGUGGAGAGAGUGAGUGGCACUCCCAGGCCUUAUCGCUGGAGAGACUGUACCUGUCAAAUGCUGUUCUCUGGGGCCCUCAGAUUAACAUCCAUAUCACGCUGUCUGUUUGUCAGGAGCCUCCAGGGGCCACGGCCCAGACACACAGACAAAGUGACUAAAUUAAUUCCCUGAAUGUGGAGCGUUAGCGCGCUCGUUCUCUCUCUUUUUUCAUGAUCAAUUCUAUUCCCUUAUCUCCUCCCUCCCUGUAACAUAAACACGCUGUCUUUAUACAUUUUGUGCAGUGAGCAGGUUGCUGGUAGAGUAACUCACUUAUAACUUGCUAUUCCUCAUGCUGCUACUGCACACUCAAUUCUGGAGUGUAACCAAAAUCCAAACACAUUUUUGGCGGUGCUAAAAAAUGACAUCGAAAAUAUACCGCAGUGAAUUAUGGGAGCGUAGCAGUGGUGUCCUCUACUCUACGAUGGGAUCAUUUAACACCUGUGUUGUGCUUUCCUUUAUGAGCUUUAUGCCGUGGCACUGUUUUGUAGUCUAUUGUAGUCUUUAUUUCAUCCUCUGAGGUUAAAUUAAGGCAUCAUAACAAUAAAGAAGGGUGUCCUAAUAUGGACACAGGAUGAAGAUAGGCUCUAUGGUACAGUGGUACCGAUGGUAAUUGGCUAUAGAGGUGUUGAUGAGGUUAUUUGUUAUCGCCUUGACGCCAACAAUAAACAUUACACACAGAUGCCAUUUCUCCAUGCCUUGAGGCUCUGGGCCCAGCUUCACAAGGCCUCGAAGAGUAGUGUGGCUAUCUAGGAUCAGUUUUGCCUUUUAAAUCAUUAAUGAAUAAGAUUUCAUGGACAGGGAGGGAGGGGCCUGAUCCUAGAUCGCUUUGUGAAUACGGGCCCUGGGCUACAAACAUGGUGCCACCAUUUCGCUUUGUACUUUUCAUAACCUGGUAAUAGAAGCAUUUUAAUUUUCCAUUGAUCUGAGAAUAUAACAACUCCUGCUGAGACUAAGGCUGUCCUAUUAUGGACACCGUAGUUCUGUCUCAUUGAUCAGCUCUAUGAAUCUGAAAUGGAAUCUGUUUCUGCUAAUAUCCUGGCUUUGAUGGGUGUUGACAUAAUCAAUACCUCCAUAGAGUUGUGGUGGCAGUGCACUGGAGAGUAUGAAUGUGAGGGGUAAGACCUUGUGUCUAACUCUAGUUGCGUCCAAAAUGGCAACCUAUUCCUUAAAUAGUGAACUACAUUUGACCAGGGCCCAUAGGAAUCAGGUCAAAAGUAGCGCACUAUAUAGGAAUAGGGUGCCAUUUUGGAUGUACCCUCUGUUGAUUGAAUGUGAGGGGUGACAGUCUGUAUCUAACUCUCUGUUGAUGAGUGUUAUCUGCUCCGUGAAGGACUGAUUACAUCUGAACAGUUGACUGUGGAACUAAUAACACAGUUGGGUCUCUGUGUGUCUCAACACUAAUAACCAUAGUGCUGAUUUGUAUUCAUACAGCGGCAUCCUCCUAUGUGCUUCAAAGCGCUUAACAUUGUCUGGGGAUCAAGCCUUCUCAUGCAGAUGAAAAGGUUGACUUAAACAACUACAGGGGUUUGACUGAGUCCUUUAGCCAGCUCUGACCUAACCUGUCAAGGGCCGCUGCUGUGCUUGAAAUACCUGAUCUGACCUCAAACAAGCUUCUUCAUAGAUAUAUCAUAGAUAGUUUGUUCAAAAUCUAGGAAGGAACAUCUUUCUUGAACAGAGACUUUAUCCACUGCCUGCUUGUUUUAAUCUGAGGCCAAUUUAUCACAAUCUGAAGAAGUUCUGAUCCUUUUCAUUAAUCUUUAUUAUGCUGGUCUUUGGCCAUAUGGUGUGAGAGGGUGGCUAUUUAUUUUCUUUAUUAAUCCAAAAAGGUAUUUCUUUAAUUAAGUUAUGAUACCCAAAGAUGCUCUUAGUUUUUUAUACUCUCACUCCCUCUUUACCGAAUCCAUUUUUAGCAAGAGUAACCAAUCUUUCUCCAUGUGUGUUGACUCUCAUAUCAACAUAAAGGUCAAUGUUAAACAAGUCCCCUGUGUUCAGAGUCAGCACACUCUCUGUUAAAAGCCUUGGCUCUCUGCCACCACUGUAGUCUCCAUGUACACUACUUACUGCUUAGCCUGACCACAUUGUUUCUACAGUAUAUUACAGCCAUAUGAAAGAAGAAUUACUUUUGACCAGAAGUAGUACACUAUAUAAGAAAUAAGGUACCAUUUGGGACUUAGCAGCAGUGUAAAUUAGCUGCCUAAACCUUCUACCAGACAGCUGAUUUAUGGGGGAGUCGUGUUUUGAUAUAUUUUUUUUCGGUUACGAGGACAUGCUUCAUUUAUAAGUGCUGCUGUGAGCACAGUGGCAGUGCAGACAGCUAGCUAUUCCUGUCCUCUUUUAUCUCAAUGUUACUCAAGCGUACUUUUACCUUGUCCAGCUUCUACCCCAUUAUGUUUCACUAUGGUAUGAUAAAGUCAAUGGAGAGUAUCAAUGUGAACAGCAUAUAUAUAUAUUUUAAACCAUACCAACAAAUAUUUUGUUGAUGUUGUUUCUUCUUAACUUUAUGAAUUGUUUCUUGACUGUAAAUGUUCUGUGACUGACAAUGUUAUUGUCCUUUCUUGAAUGAUCAUUGUUGAAUAAUCUUUAGUUUGUUUUUAUACAAUCCUGUCCAUUGCAGUUUUCUAAAGGUCACUUUUUGUUCUGUCUGUGUUUCAGAAUAAAGAAUGGCUCUGCCUGAACUGCCAGACCCAGAGAGCUUUGUCUGGGGCCCUGGGAGACACUCCACUUCCUGCUCCUCAGCCAAUGGGAUCCCCACGGCACCCAGCUCCAGCCAAUCAACCACAGCCUCAACAGAGAGGGCCCAAUCAGCAGGCAGGGCUACGGCCCACUGGUUCUCAACAGCAACAGAAACCACCGGGUGCCCAAGUAAGUGGCCCUCCUUUCUCCCCUGCCAAACAGGCAGGGCCCACCGCCCAAAGCAAGGGGCCUGCUCAACCGUCCCCUGCCAAGGCACAACCCUCCCCUGCUAAGGGUGCACCAUCCCCUGCUAAAACAGCCCAGCCUUCCCCUGCUAAGGGCGCACCCUCCCCUGCCAAACAGACAGGACCCACCACCCAGAGUAAGGGUCCUGCCCAGCCCUCCCCAGCCAAGGGCGCACCCUCCCAUGCUAAAGCUGCAUCCACCCCUAACAAGGGUGCACCCUCUCCUGCUAAGUGUGCACCUACCCAACCUAAACCCAACCAGAGUGGACCCAACAAGCAGUCUGGUAAACAGCAGCAGGGCCAGGAGAAAACUAAAAUCGCCCCCAAAACUCAAAAGGAAGCAGAAGUCAAAGCCUCACCUAAGAAGGGAGCACCUGAGACCAUCACCACAUCAAAAGAAGAAAAGAAGAAAUCUGCUGAAGACUCGCAGAAGUCAAAACAUCAUGACGUGAGCGACCUGCAACUUUGCAACUUCAACGUCUUUACACACUGUUACUGUUCUUGAUUUACCACCAGAAUUGUAUUUACCUUAAUUUCAGUCAUUCUUGUCAGUUGUCGCCGGUGUCGUCGUCGUCGUCAUCAUCAUCAUCAUCAUCAUCAUCAUCAUCAUCAUCAUCAUCAUCAUCAUCAUCAUCAUCAUCAUAAUCAUCAUCAUCAUCUUCAUCAUCAUAUUCUUCUUCUUCAUCAUCAUCAUCAUUUUCAACAUCAUCUUCAUCAUCAUCUUCAUCAUCAUCUUCAUCAUCAUCUUCAUCAUCAUCAUCUUCAACAUCAUCAUCAUCAUCAUCUUAAUCAUCAAUGUCAUCAUCUUCAUCAUGAAAUGUUUCCAUAAAUUGAAUAAUUUCUUUCUCUGUCUAUAAUCUAGUGCUGAGCGAAUAGUGCUUUCUGAGGUCGGUUCGGUUUCGGUUCGAUUAUAGAAAAAUUGUCACGGUUUUCGAUUUUCGGUUAUUAUAUAUAUUUUUUACAUUAAAUGCAUUAUGAAAUAAUUACAUUAAAAUGAUUUUAGAGCUUUUUAAUGGAAAUUCCAAAGCCAAAAAUUGUGAACAUUCAAUUGCUAAAACAUUUAAAAUAUUCCAUUGUCUCGGUCAGGUCCACAUUGGGUAGACAUCAAUAGAAAAAUAGGAAAUUACUAUGAAAUAAUAAAAUAUUUCAGUUGCGUAUAUUACGUAGUUUUUAUUUGAUGACUUUAUUAUUUUUCAUUCCUUAAAGUCAUCAUCUCAUCUCUGCUAAGGCAGUAGCAGCCAGCCAGCCAGACAACAUUAUCUCUGUGCUCCCCAUACUGUACUAUCUUUAGUCAUCCUAUUUAAGCUAGCCUGCCUAAGUAUGCUGUAGAACUGUCUGACUAAAUCAUUUGACUAGUUUUCUCUCAUUGUUGUGUUGUGUUCAUUCCUAUCUCAUGGGGUCUAUGCAGUCUGUGUAUCUAACCUAACGUAGCAGGUGUAAAAGUGUAUCCAUCUUUGUCUGAGCCGGAAAGAACAGACGCAGUGGAUUAUGGCCAUUGUUGUUAAUUACCAUGUUUCUGUGCUGAACUAUGUUGAAUAUUUGGUUAGUGAAAACUACAACUCCCUUCAGCUCAGCGUCCCACUUAGUUCUUGAGUUGAUUUAUCUCGUGAAUGAUUUGAUUUCUCUCUGGAGAAAUAGCACGUUGGGCUCACAAAAAAAAAAAAACUAAAUGGAAUUCAAGUAAUUGAACCGACUUCGGGUCAAUUUGUUUUUUAAUAACCGGUUAAUCACUCAGCACUACUAUCAUCAUCAUCAUCAUCAUCAUCAUCAUCAUCAUCAUCACUAUGAUCAUUACAUUAUAUAAAAUAGGAGGCGGCAGGUAGUCUAGCGGUUAGAGUGUUGGGCCAGUAACCAAAGGUUCGCUGGUUCCAAUCCCCGAGCCCACUAGGUGAAACAAAUCUGCCGGUGUGCCCUUAACCCUAAUUGCUCCUGUAAGUCGCUCUGGAUAAGAGUGUCAACUAAAUGACUCAAAUGAAAAUGACCACCACUGCUAUCAUCACCAUCAUCAUCAUCAUCAUCAUCAUCAUUAUUCUUAUCCCGUCCUCCUCGUCAUCUCUAUCCCCAAGCAUCAGCGGUUUACCAUGCACCAGCUUUUUUUUAAUCAAUCAUAAUGUUAAGCCUGUGUUAUCUUUAAUAUGGUCGUCCUUAUCUCUGGCAUUGCAAUCAUGAUUAGUCAGUGUUAUUAACAUGCAAUUCACUGUUUUUUAACUUAAUCAUUAUAUUUUGAUCAACUUGUUCAUUAUUUUCUAUCAUUCUUCAACUGUAUUGCAGUGAUUGCAUUGGAAAAUGUAUUAUACAAGCAUGUAACCAAAAAUCAUGUUUUGUCUUUGUGUUGUAUUGUUGUUUGUCGUUUUCUGUCACCUUUUAUCGCAAGCUUUUUAUUUAGUCAUAUGUAUACAGUGCCGUGAAAAAGUAUUUGCCCCCUUUCUGAUUUUCUCUAUUUUUGCUUAUUUUUUAUACUGAAUGUUAUCAGAUCUUCAACCAAAACCUAAUAAUAGAUAAAGUGAACCUGAGUUUACAAAAAACAAAAAAAAAGAUACUUAUUUUAUUUAUUUUAUUAACAAAGGAAUGCAGUGUUUAGUUUUCGCCAGACAUAAUGGGACCCAUCUCGUCCAAAAAGUUGACUCAAGUUUGCCAAAAAGCACCUGGAAGCACCUGGAUGAUCAUCAAGACUCUUGGAAGAAUGUUCAAUGGACAGAUGAGUCAAAAGUAUAACUUUUUGGACGACAUUAGUGUCAUUAUGCCUGGCGAAAACCAAACACUGUAUUCCACAGUAAGAAUCUUAUAUCAACGGUCAAGCAUGGUGGUGGUAGUGUGAUGGUUUGGGGAUGCUUUGCUGCCUCAGGACCUGGACGACUUGCCUUAAUAGAAGGAACCAUGAAUUCUUCUGCAUCAAAUAAUUCUACAGGAGAAUGUCAGGCCAUCCGUCUGUGAGCUGAAGCUGAAGCGCUGCUGGGUCAUGCAGCAAGACAAUGAUCCAAAACACACAAUCAAGUCUACAUUAAAAUGGUUAAAAAGCAACAAAUUUGAAGUUUUGGAAUGGCCCAGUCAAAGUCCAGACAUAAUCCCAAUUGAGAUGUUGUGGCAGGACUUGAAACGAGCAGUUCAUGCUUAAAAACCCACAAAUGUUGCUGAGUUAAAGCAGUUCUGUAUGCAAGGGUGGGCCAAAAUUCCUCCACAGCGAUGUGAGAGACUGAUCAACAACUACAGGAAGCAUUUGGUUGCAGUCAUUGCAGCUAGAGGUGGCACAACCAGUUAUUGAGUGUAAGGUGGCAGUUACUUCUUUACAUAGGGGAAUUGGGUGUUGCAUAACUUUGUUAAUUAAAUAGAUAUAAUAGGUAAAAAUGUGUUUUGUUAUUUGUAAUUUCAGGUUCCCUUUUUCUAAUAUUAGGUGUUGGUUGAAGAUCUGAUAAUAUUCAGUAUCAAAUAUAUGCAAAAAUAGAGAAAACCAGAAAGGGGGCAAAUACUUUUCCACGGCACUGAAUGUAUUACAUUAUCUGUUAUAGUUGCAUGUGCUUUGAUGACUGAAUUCCUUUCAAUGUAAUUAUUGUCUAAUGUCUUGCCAGAAUAGUAAUAUAGCCUGUAUAAGUUAUAGUGCUUUAAUUCCAACCCCUAUCAUCUGUGAAACAAAUGCUCAUAAAAGUGACACUACUGAUGAGUUAAGUGAAACGAUAGGAAAGAAAGGGUGCACUGAUGCCUGUAAUAUACUUUUUGCUAUAGAAAUAAAUUAAGUCAGGGGGAAAAAGGACUGAUGCUAAUACUGGCCUCUGACCUCUCUCUUUUUUUCUCUCUUUCCUUCAGGAUUCCAACAAGUCCAGCACACAGAGCCUCAGUGACACGGGCUACUCAUCAGAUGGGAUAUCCGGCUCAAUGGGCGAGAUCACAGGCCAGAUCCAGGAGGAUCCGGGGUUGAAGCUGAGUGAACGAGGCCCCUCCAGCCCCUCUGAGAUAACCAAGCUGGAGAGCUCCAUGCGGCCGCUGCUAGAGUCAAAGUCCAAGACCGCUACAGACCAGGGCCGGGGGAGGCCUCACUCUCUGUCCAUUGGCCAGGACGAGGAGUACAACUCGGAUGGGGAGGUGUCGGAUGAUCUCAGCUCCAAGCUGCGCCACGACUAUGUGGAGGACAGCAGCGAGAGUGGUCUGUCCCCCUUACCGCCCAGGCAGAAGAAGUCCCAUAAAGAAAUUACAGAUGAGGAGUUCAUGAGGAGGCAGAUCAUGGAAAUGAGUGCUGACGAGGACGAGAUGGAGGAGGAGGAGGAGGAAGGGUACGGCUACCAGAAAACAAAAAACAAAAAGGAUUUGGGGAAGGAGAAACGACGCAGCCUCACCCACCAUUCCAGUAGUUUUGAAGAAGACACCAAGUGCGCUGACGGUGAAGACGACGAAGGUAUGAUUGCUUCCCAAGGAGGGCUGCGGCGGUUUAAGACCAUCGAGCUGAACAACUCAGAGCAUGACCUCAGAGAGCCAGAGCUGGAGAUGGAGAGCCUGACUGGAUCACCAGAGGAGCGGUCGAGGGGGGAGUAUUCAUCCACCCUCCCUGCCACCACUCCCAGCUACACCUCCGGCACGUCCCCUACCUCUGUGUCCUCCAUGGAGGACGACAGUGACAGCAGCCCCAGCCGCAGGCAGAGACUGGAAGAGGCCAAGCAGCAGAGAAAGGCUCGCCACCGCUCCCAUGGCCCACUCCUGCCCACCAUCGAGGACUCAUCUGAGGAAGACGAGCUGAGGGAGGAAGAGGAGCUUCUGAGAGAGCAGGAGAAGAUGAGAGAUCUGGACCUGCAGAGGAUCCGCAGCACUGCCAGGAAAACUAAGAGAGACAAAGAGGAGCUGAGGGCCCAGAGACGUAGAGAGAGAUCCAAGACUCCCCCCAGCAACCUCUCUCCCAUCGAGGAUGCAUCCCCAACGGAGGAGCUGAGACAGGCAGCAGAGAUGGAGGAGCUCCACAGAUCCUCCUGCUCAGAGUACUCCCCUUCCAUGGAUUCAGAGGCAGAGGGCUUUGAAAUGAUGGGCUCCAAGCUCUACAAGUCAGGAAGCCACCACAACCUACCCACGUUCAUGUCUCUCUACUCCCCCACUGAAAAACCUACUGCCAUUUCACCAUCGGACAAGACACUGAAAAGUGCAGAGGAGGUUUAUGAAGAAAUGAUGAGGAAAGCAGAGAUGUUGCAGCAGCAGCAGCAGGGACAGCCAGGAAGGCCAGGCCAACAACAAGGAAGUCCACAAAGGCAACCGGCUGGGUCACCUCAGCCUGGCAAUAAACAACAUCUAGACACUGGAACUUCUCUAACACCUGGCUCCAGCCCCACACAGAUCUCUGCACCUGUUUCCUUCUCCUCAAACGACCCACGUGGGUCUGGAAGAGGGAUCCCCCAAGGAAUCAGUGUGACACAGCAUCUAUCGAAAGAAACCCAAGACAGGAUGAGGACGCAGACUGCCAAAAUAGGGGGUGUUAUCCCCCCGGCGGCUGGAAGACCUGCACAGGGUCAGGGACCAGCACAGGGGGUGCCUCCUCCUGACCCUGGAGUACCCUCCAUCGCAUCCUCCCUCUUCUCCUAUUUCAAAGGCCCCAGUCCUCCUGUUUCCCCUGCUCCCUCUCCCUCACAGAGCCCCACUCAUUCCCCGUCCCCACGACCCACAGGGCCUGGGGUGUCCCCACGACCCACAGGGCCUGGGGUGUCCCCACGACCCACAGGGCCUGGGGUGUCCCCACGACUCACAGGGCCUGGGGUGUCCCCACGACCCACAGGGCCUGGGGGGUCCCCACGACAUUCUCAGCCUGGCGCUAGUGGCCCAACCUCCCCAGUACUGCCACAACAACAUGGAGUCCAAACGCCACAAAAAUCAGCGUCGCCACGCCUUGCAAGACAACAGUCCUCCUCCGACUCACCAGUAAUGGUGAUAACGCUGGGCUCUGAGACCACCACCAGUUCUGCCAAGCCUCUAACUGUAAACUCCUCCACUUCGCCCCUGUCCUCGCCAACACAGGGUAUCCGUCAGCCCAUGUAUCAGCAAAAGAUUCCUUCAACGAGCUCCCCAACGUCCCCACAAAUGCACCCACUGCACCAAACCCCUCAACACGGUUUACAGAGGCCCAAAACUGCAGAGAGGGUUAAUAUUGGUAUGAGCAUGACAAUGACAACCACAGCUACCACAUACAGUCGUGGGUCAAUGUCAAUGGAAAAUAUCUCCCUAUGUAGAAUCUCCAACGUUCCAGGAACCUCUAGGGUUGUGGAGCAUGGCCAAAUUCAAAUGCAUCCGAGUGGACCUGCAUCUGUGGUGGACCUGAGAGCACCAAUGAAGCCCACCCCAAUCAUCAUGACAGACCAGGGCAUGGAUCUAACGUCUCUGGCAACUGAUACAAGGAGGUAUUCUCUCGAUGCUGAACAACCACCCAGCCGUCACACAGCGGUGCAGGACCUGAAUGCAGCCAUGAACCUGAAUGCACAAGAGCAGCCGCAUGUGUCGGCGUCCACUCCAACAACAGUCACCGUGGCAGCCUCCAUGUUUAUAUCUCAGCCGAAGGGGCAUCCAGUGGUUUACGGAGAUCCCCUGCAGAACCGUAUGGAUCUGGGGCAAGGCGUUGGAUCAGCAAUGUGUCUUACACAAACUAAGACACUCAUCACUGACCCGUCCAUUCCUAAGAUUGAUGCAUGUCUGGAGGAUCUGGGCAUCCAGCAGCAGCAGCUCCAGAUGCAGCAGCAAAAGCUCCUACAGCAACAACAACUCCUCGAGCAGCAGCUCCAGCAGCACCAGCAAUCCUCUUUUGCUCGCUAUAACCUAGCAAACCAGGUCCAGCCGCUGUUGCUGAAGAAAGACCUGGUGGUGAGCCAGACGAGCAUUGGCAGUGCCCAGACUGUGGUCAGUGUCAGUGCAAUUCCUAGAGUAUCUCCCCUACCACCCCAGCCAGCAUCUGUGGCUCCACUUUCCUCUAACACUCAACAUGACUAUUGUCAGGGUGGGCUUGCUUUGGAGUUGAAGAACAAGCCCACGGUCAUGAACCUGUCCACGGGAAAGCCCCAUGUCAUGAUGGUCCAACUGGAAGACAGCAAUGCAUCUCAGGCGGCCACAGUGACUCAGCUGGUCAAAGAGCCUCCUCCCCCUCCCCAGGUCCUGGAUCUCACUGGUGGACAGAUACAGAAACCAGAGAACCAAGUGGCUUGUUGUGACGUCGUUUACAAGUUACCCUUUGCUAGUAGUUGUGCAGGGAACUUAACUCAGAAGAAUCUUACCACUGAACCUUCCCAAGUCACCCUUCCACCCCCUGCCUCACAUUACAGUGUAAGCCAGCAGCAGCAGCAACAACAACAACAGCAGCAGCGGCAGCAGCAGCAGCAACAACAACAGUUGCAGCAACAUCAACAACAACAUCAACAACAACAACAACCUGGAAAUAAUGGCUACCAGACAGCAAGCAUGCAAGGAGCAACAGAGGAGCAUAAACCAAUGCAGGGAGUCCCUCCAUACCCUAUACCCACUGGAGGGAGGCUUCAACCUUCCAUGUCUGACACCAACCUGUCUAAUGCAGGGCUUCAGUACUAUCAGAGGACUGACCCUGGGGAUCUGGCCGUGGAUCUGAGCACCAUGAAUCAGACCUACGAACGAGGAUAUCUUGGCAUUGGUGCGCAGUACGGAUCCUACACAGACUUACGUCAUGAAGGAGAUAUUGCAGGUCCUCCCUUGCCCCUGCGAAGGUACGGCUCCAUGUCCAACAUCAGUCAAGACUACGGCUAUGGUCAGGCAGGUUUAACGGACGCCAACCUGGCACAGUAUAGUGCCACCACUGCCAGAGAGAUCAGCCGAAUGUGUGCAGCUCUGAACUCUAUGGACCAGUUCGGUCAACGGUACAGCAACCCUGAGAUUAUGCAGUAUGGUGCUGGAAGAGGAGCAGGCCCUGAAGCCAGGCUCAACCUACAGCAAAGCUUAGCAUCAAUCCGAGCCAACCUACUCUAUGGCCCCGAUGGUAGGCCCACUGCACACGGCCAAGCCCUAACCAAUCUGAUCAAUGCCAGACAAGCAAGCAUACGGGCCUUAUAUCCGUCUGCAAUGAGAGGAGCUGAUGGGAUGACAUACUCCACCAUCAACAGCCCAAUAGCCUCUACCUUGCCAAUAACCACCCAGCCUUCCUCUGUUCUGCGACCCAUGCCACGAGGAAUAUACCGACCUUACCCUGCAUGUGUAACUGCUGUACCACUGGCUAGCCUCACCAGGUUGCCACAUGCGACCCCAAGGAUGCCUCUGUCUACACAGGGACCUUACGGUUACGCUCCUCCCAACCAGUUUCCUACAACAGCUGGCGUUCCUGGAAAUGGACCUGACACAAGCACCUCCACCCAGGAAGCUCCUGUCUACCUUGGGAAGCCUUCUGCAACUGUCGCUGUGCACACAGCUGCAACCUUACCACCGGCCCACCCGGUUUCUCAUAUAGGUGGACACAGUGUACCAACUACUGCAAUGCCAAUUCAGUCUGCAAACCAACAAACCCCCCAAACUCAAAUCCAAGUGCAGAAAGUUACGACACACCCCCAUACUCAAACUCAAAUGCAAGCCCAAAUCCAUCAACAAAUGCAGUCCCAAAUCCAUCAACAAAUGCAGUCCCAAAUACAGCAACAAAUGCAAACUCAAAUGCAACAACAAAUACCAACUCAAACUCAAGCUUUGUCCCUGACUCAAACCCAGUCCCAGCUGAUAACUCAGCCUCAGCCCCAGGCUCUAGUGCAGCCCCAGACUCAGCCGCAGCCCCAGCCCACUCCCCAGGCUGCAGCAGCCAGCACUACCAUCGUUACUUCCGUAGACCCAGAGCUAGAAAAGGUAGAAGAGCGUUUGAGACAGCAGCAAGAGCAGAUGCUGCAGAUGGACCGAGAGCGCGUGGAGCUGGAGAAACUUCGGCAGAUGCGCCUGCAUGA
Molecule: messenger RNA, 16980 nt
Organism: Coregonus sp. 'balchen'
Lineage: Eukaryota; Metazoa; Chordata; Actinopteri; Salmoniformes; Salmonidae
Source: the annotation of a GenBank genome assembly